Saprolegnia parasitica CBS 223.65 is the source of this 1647-nucleotide messenger RNA. RefSeq lists its product as hypothetical. The transcript has a single exon. The record is from RefSeq and is a predicted model, not a curated record. NCBI's taxonomy places the organism in Eukaryota, Oomycota, Saprolegniomycetes, Saprolegniales, Saprolegniaceae. Bases 22 to 1647 code for a protein of 541 amino acids.
GGGUUUUCCCUCCUUGCAAGCAUGAUCGGGCCGUUUGGCGCGAUUGAUUUGGUGUACGUCGCGCCUCCGCCCCGUCUCUUGUCGUAUGUCUCCAGCGUCGUCCGCAACCUCACGCACCUCUUGGUCACAAACUUGGACGCGCAGCGCGCGUUUCGCGCCCUUUCCAUGCCCGUGCGGUACGCGCCAGUGCCGUCUUUGAUUUCCGCACUCGCGAACACGAGCUUCGUCGGCGGCAACAUCUUGUGCGGCGACGACAGCAGUCCGUGGAGUGUUCAGAAUGGAUUUUUUGUUGCAUUUAGCAGCACCAACAUGUGUCACUCGACGUUCACCGACAUGGUGCAGCCGACCCCGCUCAUGCCGCUCGUUGCCUUGCUUUCGAUGACGGCGUCGUCUCUAGACAUUGACAGCAUCUGCGCAUUGGACAUGCUGCAGCCAGCGACAUGUGUGCGGGAUCAUACGAGCUCACUGUCCUUUCUAGCGACCUACUUGAACGACAAUGCGACAACUUUCGCCUUUGAGACGGACGCGGUGGCCGACGACGUCAAGGCCACCGGGGUCGGGCUCGUACAGUUUCUCGUCACCUCGGGCGUGACGUCGCUGCGUCACUUUGCCCUUCUGGACCCGGAUGACCGCGCGUACAUGUACUAUGGAUGGUGCUACCUCUUCAAGUGGGCACUUGGCGAGCGCGAAGUCAUUUCGUUGGUUGGUGAUCACGGCCAAAUGACGGUUCUCUCCGGCAUGUCGCUGCCUCUGGCCAUGGUACCAGACCCACACGCGAUACCGCUCAGCUUUGCUCUGCUGACCCAGUACUGCGUCCAGUACAUUUCAAUCGUGCUCAUAUGCAUCAGCAGCCUCCUUGUGGUCUCCGCCUUUUACCACGGUGGGCGCAUGGAAGGGCUGAACCUCCUCUGCGUCAACCGCGUUGUUGGUAUGGUCUGGCUUGGCCGCCCGUUUGUGUUCUUGCGCAGUCUCUCGGCGAUCUGGCUCCUCAACACGAGCCCCCUCACGCUCGUGCAAGCGGGGGUGGGCACCUACUUUACGUCGCCGCCAUUAGCGUGGUUCAGCACGCUGCUCGCCACGUCCGAAAUGACGUGGUUUGUCUACGUCCUCAACGAUCUCUUCUCGUGUGGCACCAAGGAGUACACGUCGCAGUACGCCUCCAAGAGCUCCAAUCUCACGUGGCUCGUGAUUUUCCUCUGGACGCUGCAGUCGCCGCAGCUCUACGCCGCAACGAUAACGCGGAGUUGCCUCUACGAUGACAUGGACGCUGGCGUCCACUGCGUCUCGGGCAGCAUCGCGGUCGGGAGUCUUCGCCGCCUCGGCACGUCGAUUGGCCUCGUCCUCGCUUGCUUGGGCGGGAGCUACCUCGUUAUGCGCUGGUACGAGCCCACGCCGCGAAGACUGCAGGUGGAAACGCCGCUCUUGAACGCGCAGAGCUACUACCUGCUGCGCCUGCACCGGUGGCGCGUCGACGGGGUCCAGUACAUUGACAAGACGUCGGCGAUCAUGGCUGGACUGCUCUGCACCACAUAUCGCGGCCAGCACGUCGUCUUGGACAUCAAGUCGUGGCGCAUCUACGCAGUGCCCCUCACGGCAGCGCAGGCCCAACAUGGCCGUCUGCGGCACGCACUGCCGCUGUACCCUUGA